Penicillium atrosanguineum is the source of this 2151-nucleotide messenger RNA. RefSeq names its product putative ABC transporter. Bases 1 to 2151 code for a protein of 716 amino acids. Gene Ontology annotation, molecular function: ATP binding; ATP hydrolysis activity. The record is from RefSeq and is a predicted model, not a curated record. NCBI's taxonomy places the organism in Eukaryota, Fungi, Ascomycota, Eurotiomycetes, Eurotiales, Aspergillaceae. Gene Ontology annotation, cellular component: mitochondrion. The transcript has a single exon.
AUGCUUCGAACAACGCUGCGCACUCGGCUAUGGCCAUCCUUGCGCGCCAAACGAUUCGUGUCCUCGGUUCCUCUGGUUCGUAUCGAGAAUGGAACCUUUUACAAGCAGUACCCGACGGAGCAAAAUGAUACCUCGAACCCGCCCAUGUACCGAAACCUCGAUUUCACCAUCCCCUCCGGUCCUGUACCUCCAUUGAAGGGUGCAGAGCCUGCACAGCAACAUUGGGCAGUAGUUGGCCCUUCGGACCGAACUGAACUACUUAACAUUCUGCGUGGCCAGCACAUCUCCAUCCCGCCCACAGCACGGUCGUAUCCUUACCUCCUCACCGAUGAAAUCGCCGCGAAGGACCCCCGGUUACGAGUUGUCGGGAAUGCAAUUCAAUACAUUGGAUUCAGUGGUGAAGGGUCCGGAGCCAUUGGUGGCACCCGAGGUGCAUACCUGAGUGCUCGCUAUGAGAGUCUCCGCGAAGAGACGGAUUGGACCGUGGAGCAAUUCCUGCGAGGACAAACCUCACUCAACCCCAUAGAAGGAGAAGAGAAAGGCACGGUGUAUGAUGAGCCGCUACUGCGGCAAGUGAUCACCGACCUGCACCUGACGAAGUUGCUGGAUAUGCCGGUCGCAAAUCUUAGCAACGGUCAGACUCGGCGCGCACGUAUUGCGAAAGCUCUGUUGAGAAAGCCAGAGCUGCUGCUCCUCGAUGAACCUUUCAUGGGGCUGGAUCCUGCCACUGUCCGGAGCAUCAGUGAUCUUCUAUUCCAGCUGGCUCAGAAAUCCUCGCCGCGGCUCGUUCUGGCCCUUCGCCCACAGGAUGCGGUGCCUGAGUGGAUCACACACAUGAUCAUGGUAGGCAACUCCAACCAGAUAAUUCUACAGGGCUUGCGCUCGGAGAUUGUCCCAAAAAUGAAAGCCUGGAAACAUGUGGCGAUGGGAACGAAAAUGCGUGGGCCGGCUAGUUGCGAUUUGCUAGAGGCUCGCGCUCUGUUGAAGUCUGGUGUUCUUGACGAACAACUACUCCGAGACUUCUCCAACAGCCGGCAUGAGAGCCGUGUGAAAGGUCAUGCGUCUUUCCCCGCAGGAGAACCGCUGAUCGAGAUGGACGGGGUGCGUGUACAGUACGGCGACAAGGUGGUCCUUGGUGACUGGAAACAGACAGUGGAUGAUAGGAUACAAGAAGGAUUGCACUGGACGGUGCGUCGAGGCCAGCGCUGGGCAAUUCUCGGCGCCAACGGCUCGGGCAAGACGACGCUGCUGUCACUCAUUACUUCGGACCACCCCCAGACAUACGCCCUUCCAAUCAAACUGUUUGGACGGUCUCGUCUUCCUGAAGUGGGCAAGCCUGCUAUCUCGAUCUUCGAGCUUCAGUCUCGGCUUGGACAUUCGUCUCCUGAGAUCCAUGCAUUCUUCCCACGUCAGUUGUCGGUGCGUCAAUGCCUGGAGUCAGCAUUUGCAGAGACUUUCUUGUCGAAACCGAAGAUUUUCCACGAAAAUGACUUAGAAAUCGACGCCUUCCUUCGCUGUUUCAAGCCAGAGCUCGAUCCAAAUUACUCGCAGAAGAAGGGCAGCCCUCCCACUGUGGGCCACUCCGAAAACUUCCCCAAACUUCCCGGAGUGAGACCCAAUUCACAAUUUCUCCCACCCGACCAUGAUGUGGAGUACGCCGACGAUGUUCGAUUCGGGCAACUGAAUACCGCGCAGCAACGCAUUGUAUUGUUCUUGCGUGCCCUAAUUCACAAGCCGGAUAUUGUGAUCUUGGACGAGCCCUUCUCGGGGUUGACUGCUUCCCAACGUGACAAAUGUUUGGCAUUCCUUGAAUACGGCGAGGGUCUAUCUAUGUUCAAGAAAAGUAGCAAGUAUUUGUUCCAAGGUCUGUCAGAUGAUCAAGCUUUGGUUCUCAUCAGCCAUGUCAAGGAGGAAAUCCCUGACAGUGUCCGGUAUUAUAUGAGACUGCCAUCUGAAACCGACGACUCCGAGGCCUUGGAUUUCCGGUUUGGCAUGCUCAAGUCCUUGAGCCGUAUGAGUGACCCCGAGGUUUGGGCCACAGCUUGGGCUCCAUCGAAUCGGUUUGAGCUGACCAGUAGACGAACAUGGCGGAAGGACAAGGAAGAUCUCGAAGUGACCGACAUCUCUAAGUACGAGUGGUACUCGAUCUAG